This is a messenger RNA of Sebastes umbrosus (honeycomb rockfish), 4295 nucleotides long. RefSeq names its product cyclin-dependent kinase-like 5. Lineage: Eukaryota; Metazoa; Chordata; Actinopteri; Perciformes; Sebastidae. The transcript has 19 exons. Gene Ontology annotation, cellular component: dendrite cytoplasm; nucleus. Gene Ontology annotation, biological process: regulation of dendrite development; protein phosphorylation; positive regulation of axon extension. The record is from RefSeq and is a predicted model, not a curated record. The coding region runs from base 500 to 3619 and encodes 1039 amino acids. Gene Ontology annotation, molecular function: ATP binding; protein kinase activity.
AGUUCAUCAGAACGGUGCUUUUAUUUUGAAGUCAGUUCUUACCCCCUCUUACCGUAAUGCCUAGAAUAUAAACGCACCAUGAAACAGCAUGGGGGGGUUUGGCUUGACCGUGUUUUUCGAAGUGAAAGGGGGCGUCGGAAUAAAUAUUUGCAUCAACCGUUUUCAUUGGUCGACGUACACGUCACUCAAUCUGUUGCCAUGGCGACGGGCUGCUUGCAGCUUGUCAACUGCACGAUCCAGUUACUGGAGCUGCUGCUGCUGCAAUGAAAACACCUCUGAUGGUGGGAGGAUAUAUAUAUCUGGGCCCACUUCCAUCAUCUUCUCCUCUAAACACUGACUGAGUAAGAGCGAGCCACUGAAGAAGGCAUGUGGCGGACAUUAUGGCGUACAGCUGGCGUACGCCCGUUGGGAGCCAACAGCUGGCCGCCUCACGCCAUCCUGUAGCUGGGCUUCCUCCACCUGAGCUCCAUGCACCUCACGCAGCACACCUUUUGACUUCAUGAAGAUCCCUGACAUCGGUGAUGUGAUGAAUAAAUUUGAAGUCCUUGGGAUUGUGGGUGAAGGUGCCUAUGGUGUUGUUUUGAAGUGCCGACACAAGGACACCAAUGAAAUUGUGGCCAUUAAGAAAUUCAAGGACAGCGAAGAAAAUGAAGAGGUUAAAGAAACGACGCUACGGGAGCUCAAGAUGCUCCGAACCCUCAAACAGGAGAACAUCGUUGAGUUGAAAGAGGCCUUCCGCAGAAGAGGAAAGCUUUAUCUCGUCUUUGAGUAUGUGGAGAAGAACAUGCUGGAGCUGCUGGAGGAGUUACCCAACGGUGUGCCGACUGACAAAGCUCGCAGCUACAUCCACCAGUUAAUCCGAGCUAUUCACUGGUGCCACAAGCAUGACAUCGUUCACCGCGACAUAAAGCCAGAAAACCUCCUCAUCAGCUCCGAUGACGUCCUCAAGCUGUGUGACUUUGGCUUUGCACGUAAUCUCUCUGAGGGGACGGACGCCAAUUACACCGAGUACGUGGCCACGAGAUGGUACCGCUCUCCAGAGCUCCUCCUCGGGGCUCCGUACGGGAAGGCGGUGGACAUGUGGUCGGUGGGCUGCAUCUUGGGAGAGCUGAGUGACGGGCAGCCUCUGUUCCCGGGAGAGAGCGAGAUCGACCAGCUCUUCACCAUCCAGAAAGUGUUGGGACCUCUGCCACCGGAACAGAUGAAGCUCUUCUAUAACAACCCUCGCUUCCACGGGCUGCGGUUCCCUGCUGUGAACCACCCCCAAACCUUGGAGCGAAGAUACCUGGGAAUCAUCGGCGGCGCCCUGCUGGACCUGCUGAAGAACCUGCUGCUGCUGAACCCGACGGAGCGCUUCCUGACGGAGCAGAGCCUGAACCACCAGGCCUUCCAGACCCUGCGGCUCGUGGAUCGACCCGGCCCACCCACGCCUACACCUGCACGCUCCUCCAAGAGGAAACCUCACCACGGAGACAACACCACCCCUAGCAGGAGCCACGGGGGGAAGAGCUCAGGAAGCCACCGCUCCAGCAGCAGAGAGUGCUCCAGCUUGCCGCGGCACGAAGACCUCCACCCGAGCACCGACGGCUUCCUCAACGGCAACAUGCCCGCAGCGAUCAACCUCAGCCCCACCCUGCACCCCAAGAACUACCAGCCGCAGAUCUUCAACCACUCCACCUCGUGCAACAUGGACCUGGCCAGCAGCAACCUGCCUCACCUGCUCAGCCCCGGCGAGGCCAAGAGCAAGGGCGACUUUGAGAUGAACCUGGGGUCCAAAGCGUCCGACGGCCCCGGAGCCAAGUACCUCAAAUCCAACUUCCGCUCGCAGCAGAACCGCCAUUCGUUUGUGGAGGGGAAGACCAAUACGCUCCAGUCGGGGGAGAAACACAGCCGCCACAGCUACAUGGAGUCCCACGGCUCCACGCCGGCCUCCUCCAAGUUCGGCUACCUGAACUUGUCCAAGAGCUACGGCACGCUCAGCGAUGCCAAGUCAGUGGGGAACUUAAACGACGUGCAUCUUUACGCCGACGAGCCGACAUCUCGCUAUUUCCCCUCGAGCUGCCUCGACCUCACAGCGCCGAGCAGCCCGGCAGCCCGCCGAGUGGACAGGCUGGGACCGGUCGGCAGAGGAAGCAUGCGCACAGAAAAAGAGAGCAACACCCUAGACUCGUCCUACCGGCGCUCCUCCAUCCGCCAUAAGGCCACAGAGGAGGCCAAGUCGCCAGAUGCCCUGGAUCCCGCGGAAAGUGGCGUCGAAAGGAGCCACUCUCACUCUCUGUCCGCGCCGCACGACCCUCUGCCUUACGGUCAGGGGUACACGAGCCCCUUCUCGUCCCAGCAGCGGCCGCACCGCCACUCCAUGUACGUGCGGCGGGACCACCAGAGGACACACGGGGCGGAGGAGGGCCUGGUGGUGGGGCAGGGCCUGCCCACCAGAGCCAGCAGCCUCCAGCUCCUGUCCCCGCAGCUGCAGCACCGCACGCUGCCUCGCCACUCCGGCGGCGGCGGCUCCUCCAGAGAGGACGACAUGAGCCGGAGCGAGCAGGCACCUACUGAGGUCACCCACAGCAGACCCCCCAUAAGGGACUCCACCAGGGACAACACAGCAUCUUUUCACACACAGCAGCGGCAAAAAAGCGAGGUUGGCUUAUAUCACGACCAGCAGGCAGAAGAUGGGGGCUCCUCUAAAGAGAACCGCAACAUCUACAGCGAGUCCAUGCCGAGGAGGGUGGGCAGCUUCUACAGAGUCCCUUCUCCCCGACCAGACAACUCCUUCCAUGACAGCAGGGGUUCGAGCCGGGGCUCCGGUCUGUCCGGGGACGGCAGCAGUCUGACCAACCACUCCAAACGCCAGCCGACAUUUGACCCCUGGACUGGCCCAGAUACCGUGGUGCUGAACCCCUCUGAGCCGUCCAAAGAAAAGGAGAAGCAGGGUUUCUUCAGAGCAAUAAAGAAGAAGAAGAAAAAAUCUCAAAUGAUGCAGGUCCCCGAGGGAAGGCCUCCCGUCAUCAAGAAAUGUCUUUUCCCUCUGUUUAGCCCAAAGAAUAACAUAAAGCAUAGCUCCUCAGUGAGAGUCCUCCCUGUAGUGUCCUCUCCCAUGGUUCCUAGUGAAGGCGUGGACACGGUCAUCCAGAAGUCCUCCAGGUCCUCCGGUCACCAGAGCAGCAGCCGCCACAGGACCCGGGACAAGAGCAGAGACCGGGACCAAGACCGGGACAAGGACUGGCCGCCUGAGAAGCUGUCCGAUUCACACUCUCCGAGUCAACCACUGAAGUCUCUGCGUAAACUCCUGCACCUCUCGUCCUCGUCCUCCAACCAGACGUCGCAGUCUGACAUGCGCUACCAGCCGCUGCCUAAUCCGGCCUCCGCUCAAGGCGGUUUCACGGAGAGCCGGGGUCACUCAGGGGUCGGCACGCCCCAGCUGAAGAGCCGACAGACAGCCUACCCGCUGCCGGGACAGCUGGAGUCUGGCUGGCACUCGUCGGCCCUGGGCCGCCCCGAGGGGAACCCCUACCCGGAGCAAAUGAGCAUCAAGGGAGGCCAGAACGGGCACGGCUUCGGACGCCCCUCCAGGUCUCGUAUGCCAAACCUCAACGACCUGAAAGAGACGGCUCUGUGAUGUCCUCCGUCACCUUACAGCUCUCUUCAGACUCCACCGUCACCCCUCCGUCGCUCCUACACGUCCCCUUACAUAACACAGUACACCUGCUUACUGCACACACACACUGAUACCAAACCUUCAGUUCUAGCUUUUUAUGUCUUCAUUUUUUUUAAAGCUUCCAUGUUUGAUAGACUUUAUAUUAUUACUUCUGUAAUUCUGAUUAUAAUUUGUAUUAUAAAGUAAAUAUAUUACAAAUUAAAUAUAUAUAUAAAUAUAUAUAUAUAUAAAUGGAUAGAUAGAUUUUAAGUGUAAGUAUUUUUGUUUCUACUCAAUAUAGGAAUAUAGUACAUUUUACUGCGUAGUAUUUCCUUAAGAUCUAUUUAAGGUAUUCUAAACAAAUAUACUUUUAUCUGGUAUAAUGUCAGUAACUCUGUUCAUCUCACCAGGAUCGUCGUCCAAGCCGUCUCGCUUCUGGAUGUGCUCCGUCGUUCUGGUCACAGACGCAAAGUCAAAGCAGUCUCGUUCUUGAACAUAUAGCUGUAGUGCAGUUUAUGGUAACAACUUCAUUUUACAAGUUUCAUGGUAAUUAGGUGAUAAUUAGCAAGUAACCUAUUUGACAUUUCUUUGGAAUUACUGACAAAAUACCCCAAAUAUUUACCUCAAAAAUUACUUUGUUUGGCUGUCUUGACUCUGG